CGGGAGCGCUGCCGCCCGUGGGGCUCCGCGGGGCGCGCCGGGCGCUCGGCCGUUGCUCGCUCUGACCUGGUUUGUCUGUUCCCCGUCCUUUCAGCCGGCGACCCGGCCAGUGCGGUGCGGUGAGGCCACGGGGCAGCGGGACGCCGGGCUGCAGCCGGGGCGUGGCGGGAGGAUGAGCGGCACCGGCGCCAGGGCCAGCCACCGCACGCAGCCGGUGGUCAAGAGCGUGCUGGUGUACCGCAACGGGGACCCCUUCUUCGCGGGCCGCCGCGUCGUCAUCCACGAGAAGAAGGUCUCCAGCUUCGACGUCUUCCUGAAGGAGGUGACGGGCGGCGUGCAGGCGCCCUUUGGGGCCGUCAGGAACCUGUACACCCCGCGGACCGGGCACCGCAUCCGCAAGCUCGACCAGAUCCAGAGCGGGGGCAACUACGUGGCCGGGGGCCAGGAGGCCUUCAAGAAGCUCAAUUACUUGGACAUUGGAGACAUCAAGAAAAGACCAAUGGAAAUUGUUAACACAGAGGUAAAACCAGUAAUCCACAGCAGGAUCAACGUGUCAGCUCGAUUUAGAAAACCACUUCAGGAACCCUGUACUAUCUUCUUGAUUGCAAAUGGAGACCUCAUAAGCCCAGCAUCUCGCCUCCUCAUCCCUAGAAAAGCUUUGAACCAGUGGGAUCAUGUGCUACAGAUGGUCACGGAAAAAAUAACUCUGAGGAGUGGGGCUGUUCACAGACUUUAUACUUUAGAAGGAAAACUGGUUGAAAGUGGGACAGAGUUGGAGAAUGGACAGUUUUAUGUGGCUGUUGGCAGAGAUAAGUUUAAGAAAUUGCCUUACAGUGAAUUACUUUUUGACAAGUCAACCAUGAGAAGGUCUUACGGUCAGAAAGCUUCUUCCCUGCCUCCUAUUGUGGGAUCCAGAAAGUGUAAAGGGAGUGGAAAUGAUCGCCAAUCUAAGUCAACUGUGGGAUCCAGUGACAACUCAUCUCCUCAGCCCCCAAAGAGGAAAGGGAAAAAAGAGGAUGUGAAUUUAGAAAAACCCACAAAAGGAAAACAAAAUCUAAAGUUAAAGAACUCACCACAACCAAUUCCAGACAGUGAUGAAGGCAUUUUCAAAGCUGGAGAAGAAAGAUCUGAAACUCGGGGGGCAGCAGAAGUCCAAGAAGAUGAAGACACUCAGGUUGAGAUUCCGGUUGAUCAGAGGCCAGCAGAAAUUGUAGAUGAGGAAGAAGACGGAGAGAAGGAAAGCAAGGAUGCAGAAGAGAAAGAAGAGUUUUCAGGAAUGAAUGGUGAAGUUGAAGAGGAAGGAGCUGGGGAGGCUACAGCUGCUUCCGAGCAAGCAGAGGAGAUGCCGGGGCACAAGGAGGAGCAGGGAAGAACCACUCGUGCUAAUGGAGGCACUGAUGAAGAAAAUGGUGAGGAAAUGGAUCCUGUCAGUAACGAGCUUCAGGAGGCAGUGGAUGAGGAAACAAAGUCUCAAGGAGCUGGCAGUGAACAAGAGGAGGUUGACUUAGACCCUCAAAGACCACCAAGGCCAGAAGUAAAGAUCACUGGUCCACAGGAAAAUGAGGACAAUGAACAAAACAAAGACUAUGCUGUCGUAGCAUAGAUGAUUUUUAAAAAGAGAGCGUAUUGAUUAUAAGAAAAAUGAAGGGCUAUAAUACUUGAAUAAUAAGGAUAUAGUCCUUGCUAAACAUGAUGUGACAAUAUGGUUGAAAACUACCUACUGAAUUUUUAAAAUUAGAGAUUUAUUGGAAAGACCAGAUAACUUUGAAUAGCUACUAAAGGAGAGUGACUUCUCAUUAUGGGAUGUGUUUUUAGAAGUCAUUUAGAAAAUUAAGAGAUCUAGAUGGAGGAGAAUUUGACCUGGAAGACAGUUGGGUACUUGUUUUUGUAAAGGAUGAAAAAGAAUGGAAUUACUCCUAUUGUAUACUUUUUAAAAAAUUUAGAAGUGAGAUUAUUAGAUGGCAGCCUAUGAGAAAGCACUUAUCUAAAAAGGCAUAGAAUUUUAAAUGAUAAUAAGAAAGCAGCUUAACAAUAACCCACAACUGUCGGAGGAAAGCAUGUACUAUUUUUAAAGCAAUAAACUAUUGAAUAAACAAUUUAUAAUUUAGUUUCAGAGAUAAUUUGGAAAAUGGCAGAUUAAAGUGUUUCCAUGACUGUUGUAUUCCAUUCUUUCUUCCUCCUUAGCCAAAAUCCACCUUAAAAGAAUUAAAAAGAAGGCAAGAUACUCAUUUUGGAAGGAGGAAGUAUUCAUUCAGUGUAUUAGUGAUUAAUAUUGUUCCUCCCUUAAGAGCUUCAGGUUUUAAUCCUUGUGGCUUUCAUAACACAUAACUCAGGAAGGAAUUAUAAAAGAACAUCCAGUUAUAGAACUGAGCCUAGAUUGAUGGUUUGCAAAUUCUGGCAUUCUAUGGAUUUUCAGUGACCCAAUCUACCUUUACCAAUAAUAUACCUCUAUUCUUCCUCAUGUUAGGGAACUCAAUAUUGGCUGUUCCAAAGAUUGGAUUUGCUCCCAUUUUAUACAAAAGGAAAAUGUAGGCUUAUGAAGAAUCUGUCACUGCUCAAUUUCACUUGCUUUUUGCCUUAUUUCUAUUAGGACUGCCUUGUCAUAUUUUGUCCCUAAGGGUAUCAGAAAUAUUUAUUUUCAAGCCAGUUAAAUUUAGACUUUCUAGAAGAUUCCUUUCUGUAUAAUUAGAAGUUAUCUGAUAGAAAUUGUUGAAAAAAAGUUUUAAAAUUAUCAUAAUGAAACCAGUUCCGAUUACUAGUUUAUGGACUGAUUAUAUUUACUCACAAUUGCCUUGUUAGGUAUAUAUGGAGAAAAGCAUAGUUGUAUUAGUUUGUUUUUUAAUUCUCAAGAGAUAAGGCAGUUUUUCCUUAAAUAUAGAAUUAAUAUAUUUUUGUAAUAUUAAAGAAUAUUUUUGUUAUGUAGAAAUUAUAAAUUUGAAAUUUAAAUUGCUAGUGCUUUCAUAUAAUUCAUUAUCAAUCAUAAAUUUAAAAUAUUUUCCCUGCCAGAUUAUAUAACAAACCAUUUGGAGUCAGAGUAGUUAUAUAAAGUACUGAAUAAUGCUAUAGAAAAUGGAUGUAUUUUUUCUAGCAGCUAUUUUAAUACUUUCCACAAAUAGGAAGUAGAAGGAGAUACCAUAAUGUGUGUAACAGUAUUGGAAAGAGACAAUGAUAUAAGAGUAUAUUAAUCUGGGAAAAUAAAUUAUAAAUGGGGCACUAUAUUUCUAGUUUAAAAUCUAGACUGUGCUGUCUACUAAUAGGUAUAUUUUUCAGAUGGGACAAUAACAGCACCAUAGGCUACACGCAAUAAUCUUGUGCUGCUAGGGAAAUGGACUACGUGUUUUUUUAAUGUUAAAUUCCCAUACUAAUACUGGGCCUGGGGUUAAUUAUUUUAAGUCAUUUAUGAAAAUAAUAGAUUAAAUAUAAUAAAUUAUAACUAAUUGUCAAGGUUAUUCCUUCUCUUUUCUUUAAUGAGUUUUUUCUUUCUCUUUUCUUUUUUUAAUAUCAAUAUUCUGUGUCUCUUUUUUUUCCUUUCCAUCAUACUAUAAAGCUUAGAUUUGCAGGAACCUUUUAGAAUCAUCUUAAUGGAAAACAAUGUUAUUUUACAUUAAAACCCAAGUUUGGCAUUUUAAAUAUAUUUCAAGAAGGUGAUAGUCCACAAUAACUGGAGAAAAAAAUUGAAAAGUGGGGAUGUGGUACUUCUCUUGUAUAUGCGUAUAUACUAGAGGGGAUGAACAAUUAAUCACUUUUAAAAAAAGAUUGAAAUAUGCUGUCUAACCAUGGAAGAAAUCAUUCACAGAGAAUGAAAAUUGUGGACACGAUUUUGGAGGUGACUUUAACAUAAAUAAUGAAAGUUAAUUCACCUUCCAAAUGUGGAAAUUUGUGUGUGUGUGUGGGUAUGGUGCUCUCGGUGGCCUCAGAGUAGCUCCACAAAUUGAGCCACUGACAGAUUUGAGGCCAUUAUGCGAGUGAGCAAUAGAGAUGUUUGUUUGGCUUUGGGUAUUGUUUUAUAGAGAGAGGGUGCUAUGAAUAUUCAUAUAGCUUUUAUGUGAUAACCAAUAAAAGGCUUUAAGAUAUUUGUUUUUAAUGAUAGAUUUGUUUUAAUUUUAUGGAACUCUUAUUAAUCUUAAUUUGGUUUAUGACAUUCGUAAACAAGUGGUUUGUUGGUUGAAUUGGAACAUUAGGAGUUCUUCAGAUUAAAUAAAGGAGAUGUUAACUGAAAUCAUUUUCAUAGUAAGGAUGUUUCACCUGUUUUAGGGUCUGUUAAAAUAACUAUUGAGAAUUCAUGGCCUUCUAGUUAUAAAACAUGGUACUAUGACCAUAAGGUAAUUUUGUUACUCAUUUUUUUUCCUGUGGCCAUAGGGUCACUUUUUAUUUAUUAAAAACAAAGUUUAUGACUUUAAACAUUUAGUUAAAUUUAUUAAAACAUUUUUGGUUAUGCUUUUGGGGAAUAUUUUAAUGCCACACUCAUAUGAUACUCCAUGCAUUCUGUCUAAUUCUGAGUGCUAGUUCCUGCUCUCGUCUAUAAAAGACAGAACUAGCCCAUACAUGUGUGUGUGGCUUGCAGUCAGCUCUCUCUGCAGGCUCACAGUUGUGAAGCCAUACUAAUAUAAAGUUAUUCCUACUGAUUCUUCCAACUUAUAGCUCAUAGGCCAGUAUCCUAGAAAAUUUCACUAAAUGACCUAUGCUCUUCACAAACGAUGAAGUUAAUUCAUCCAGGAAACAUUUGUGUUUUUAAAUUGUGGCUGCAGAACAACAGGAGGACAUUUCAUCUUAUUUACUGACUCUUCUACAGAAUUAGCUCUAUAUGUUCAUUAUUUUUUUUUUUGCUCAGUAUAUAGCAAAAACAAAAUUUCAGAAAGUUGAAUAGAUUAGUUGCUAAACAGAAAGCAUGACAUCUGAACUUGUGCCAAUCUGAAUAGAAAUAGACUGUAUAGAUACACACAUAUAAAUAACACGUACUUGUACAGACGCACUCACACACUUUAAAAUAUUGCAAAGGCCUCUUCAGGCACAGCGUUGUCAAUAGAGGAAGUCUCUUUUGAGAGAAGCAAUGCAUACAAACACAUGCGGAAGAAAUGCUAAGAAAUGACGUAUAUCAUGGUGCUUUAAGACUUGGUUCACAAAGACUUUCAGAGAUAUGAAGAUCUUCUCAAAAUAAGAAAGUUAUCAGCGUUUUACUGAAAAAUUUAUUCCAAGGGAGGACUAAGUAGAUAUAUAGUCCCAUUUUCCUGAAAUAACUGCAGCAUAUAGUUCUUUACUUAUUUUGUCAUCACUUUUAUGUACCAUACACAUUAGGCACAGAAUGUUUCAUACCAACACAGGUUCUGUCAGAAGGUAAUUACUGCUUGUGUGUGAUUUACAUAAAUGUAUAGAGGACUCUUUGCUAACAAGCAGCCAGUUCAUUACAAAUAGAACACAACUAGACCACUGGCUGUCUAGUGUUGAAGUUCAGAGCAGAAGCUUUGUAGCUUCCUUGUGUACAUGUGGUGUCCUAGAAUAGACCCAUUUUUUUUAAAAAAAAGGUUAGUCUAUUUAUUUAGUUUUUGUUAUUAAUAUCAUAUUUUUUUGGUAAAUACAAUAAGAUUUUUGCUUUGCAGAAAAUAUCCUGAUAUAUAGAUGGGUCUGAUUUUUGUCCUUACCACAUGAAAUUAGUAUAUUUCCUACCAUGAAGUCUAAGUGACUUGGAUGGAUAAUGAAAGUGUGUCCCCACAAGUUGAUAAGGAAGGAAAAUACUGUUCAUGAAGAAGUAUACCAUCCUGUACAAUGUGUGGACUCAGGACAGACUUUUAAAAUGUCUGGAUAACCAUAAAGCAUCUAUCAAAUCAGGAGGUAAUUAAUGGAGCUAGUUUCAUUGAUUCAACUUAGCUUAAAUCCAUGACUAGUACCAAAUGAAUUAUCUGUAGUUUCAUCAGCUUAAACCACAUAGUAUAAUUGAGUGUUUGAGUUGUGUCACAAAUGUAAUGGCAUAUGAGAAAAGGGAAUGCCUAUAGUCAAUUUUAGAAGAAGUUUGGAGAAAAUCUAGUCUGUGUUUUUGCUUCAAUGUUUUUCUUGUGCUUUAAAUCUUUAAUAUGUACAAUGAUAAUGGGUGAUUAUCAAUGUAAGUAAAGAUUAAGUUGAGCUCAUGGUUUUAUAUGAUUUAUCUUUAGAAUUUCUCUUUGUAAAGAAACCUGUUGGUUUUGAUCAAGUUAUGAGCAUUUAGGUUUUUACUUCUAUGUCAGUGCUCACUCUAAACCAUUAAAGUUCAUUGUAUAAGUAAAUAUAUCUGUGUUUUUAAAAUUUAAUGUUUCUGGAUGGUAUAUUGUUUAUGAUGUGUUGCUAAUAGUUAAUGUAUUAAUUCUUUGUAUGACAUUUUUCACAAAUGCUAUAGAAACUUUUUGAUUUAAACCAUGUAGAGAUUUAGCAAUUAAAAGAUUAUUCUGUUUCUAUUUGGCAUGGAUAUUAAACUUCAUUAUAUAAAGAAAGCAAUUUGUAUAUCUUCAUAUACAUGUUUACUUGGUAAACAUUUUAGAUAUAUAUUUAAAAAUCAUUGGUUUUUCUUUUAUGAAAUGGCAUUAGAGUGACACAGGUCCAGAAAUUCUGUUAUAAUAAAUAUAUCUUUAAAAACAAAGAAUAACUUAUACACAUUACACAUUAUAUAUAGAUAGCUAUAGGAAUAAAUUUACAAUUUAUGAAGAUAUUGGCUAAAAUUCUGCUUCAGUUUGUGGAAUAUUCAUUGCUUUCAUUCCAUUGAAUUAAACUAGUUUUGAUUUUCCCCCCUUCAUGUUUGAGAAACAAAAGCCAUUAAAUACAAGUUUUUUGCCGUUAAAUACAAGUUUUUUGAUAUGUAAUAACAAAAUAAUUGUGAUUUAGGAUACUAACUAAAGAGAAGACACUACUGUACCUCUCGUGCAGUUGACCUUCCUGUGUUUGUUAAAUAAGACUGAAAAAGCAAACCUCCACAGUGAAGGAGGCAUCUAUAUUGCCAAAGUCAUAUCUCUUUAGACUGUGUGGCUAAUCAACAUUAGACACUUCCCAUAAUCAACAAUGACGGUAUUGGAAUUUCUCCAAGGUAUGGUAAAAUAGCUAGCAUGCAUUGGUUAUAAAAUUCUUGCUUAUGAAAAUAAACAUAUAGUUUUGCAGGUUUCCAAGUGUUUCUUUUCCCCCUAAUGGGACUUUAAUCUGUUGACUCAUUGCACAGGUCUCUCAAAUGCCAACACAAACUCAUCUUCCAUUAAAGAGACAAAUGAGGCAAGAAUGGCCUGCACUUCAAAUGCAUUUGUUUAGUAAUAACAAAGUUGGCUUAAAAAACAAACAAACACCCCCCCACACACACACACACAAAAGACCAAUAAGGCAUCUCCCCUUGACUUCAUUGUAUUUGUUCUUUUUGGCUAUAGCCCUCUCCCAUCUCCAUGAGCAAUCUCAAACACAGUUGUAAUCUUAACAACUACCUACAUGCUCAUGACUCUGAAAUCUGGGCCAAACUUCUCUUCCCUGACCGCUCCAGACCUGGGUAUAUAAAUCUCAGUUGGAUAUUCCUUAGUUACCUCAAACUCAAAUGUUUUAUUUUUUGAUAAUAUGUUUCUAUUCUUACAUUAGAAUAGAAACAUAUAAGAAUAGAAACAUGUCCUGGUUAAUGGUGCAUCUUACUGCUCAGCUAGAAACCUGGGAGUCAUCUUAAAGUAUUGCCAUUCUCUCUAUGUCAAAUUAGUCAUUAAGUUUUAUGUUGUUUAUUUAUGUAGCACUUAGAAAUGUUAUUUCAUUGUUUAUUAAUAGGCAUUUCCCUCAUCUUGUCUUUUUGCCUGAGGGUUUUUCAUUUAUUCACAUGCUUACCUCAUUUUUCUACUAGGUUUUGGGCUUUUUGUUAUGCUUUGAAGAGCUUUUUAUAUAUCCUUCAUAACCGUAGCUGGUUAUGUGCUUUACCAAUAUCUCUAUCAGCUUAUGGGUUUACCUUGUUUGCUUUUCUAAAAAUGAUAUUAGCCUAGAGAAAUGUUUUCAUAUUGAUGUAGUCAAAUAUAUUAAUCUUUUUAUAAUUUGGGGGGUUUUUGGAGUUUACUUAAAAAAUUUGUCUGAAUCUCAAUGUCAAUUAUAUUCUGUAGUACUUUCUAAUUUUUUUAAAAGUUUUGCUUUUCACAUUUAGGACUUUAUCUGUCCAGGCUGGUAUUUUUGUGUGCACUAGAGUUAGGGGCCUAAUUUUCUUAUACUUUUUCAUAUGGAUAACAAAAUAUCUUAGCACUAUUUAUUGAACAUGCUGUUUUUUCCCCCCCAUUGAUUUGUAGUCAGAAAUAAAUUUUCAUUUGUAUUUGGGGAAGUUCUUGACUCAAGAUUGGAGGAGAUUCCUAUUAUGGACUGAAUUGUGUCCCCCCAAAUUUUUAUGUUGAAUUACCCAAUCCCCCAUGUAACUAUAUUUGGGGACAGGGCCUUUGUGGAGGCAAUUACGGGUAAAUGAGGUCAUAAGGGUGGAGCCCUAAUUCUACAGGACUCAUGUCUUUAUAAGAAGAGGAAGAGACACCCAAGCUCAUGGAGGAAAGGCCAUGUGAGGACACAGCCAAAAGACAUCCAUCCAUAAGCCAGGAAGAGAGACAUCACCAGACACUGAAUCUGCCAGCACCUGAUUAUGGACUCCUACCUCCA
Molecule: messenger RNA, 8613 nt
Organism: Myotis daubentonii (Daubenton's bat)
Lineage: Eukaryota; Metazoa; Chordata; Mammalia; Chiroptera; Vespertilionidae
Gene: DCDC2
Product: doublecortin domain containing 2
Biological process (GO): dendrite morphogenesis; neuron migration; cilium assembly
Cellular component (GO): axoneme; microtubule; microtubule organizing center
Source: RefSeq, a predicted model, not a curated record